AGUUCAAAAGGUCGUGUUCUUAUCCACGUGGAGCGUCUGUAUGAGUUGAAAGGCGGCCGCCAUGAGUGACUGGGAAGAAGACUGCUCUCCUCCUGUGGCAUACAAUUCCCGUAUUGAGACACCGACACCCAGAGCAACUUUCGGUUUUGGUGGUGGUGAGAGGAAGAGAGGGAGAGGGAGAGGGAGGGACCGGAGAUCUUAUGAUGAUGACGAAGGCAGAGAGGGUGUUUAUACGUAGUGAGAAGCCAACUUUCACACGUUUCUCGCAGAGAGGGUCAGAAUAACCAAGGAAGCUCAUUGAACUCCGGGGCAUAUUCAGAGUUGUGUAACAUGGGCGAAAGACUGCUCUUAGUAGUAAUUUACUACUGUAGUUCAAAUUGUGUCCAUUUUUACUGUACAUUCACCAUCUGUGGCAUCGGCUAUAGUCUUCCAUACAUUCUUCAACAGGAGGAAGCAAGUCGUUUGGUUGGGGACGGGCUGA
Molecule: messenger RNA, 481 nt
Organism: Geodia barretti
Lineage: Eukaryota; Metazoa; Porifera; Demospongiae; Tetractinellida; Geodiidae
Source: the annotation of a GenBank genome assembly